Messenger RNA from Rotaria socialis, 261 nucleotides. NCBI's taxonomy places the organism in Eukaryota, Metazoa, Rotifera, Eurotatoria, Philodinida, Philodinidae. The record is from the annotation of a GenBank genome assembly.
AUGGGUCACGAACAUUCACACCACCAUCAUCAUCCUCAUCAUUAUCCUCAUCAUCCACCUCAUUAUCCAGCGCCUACUCAAUUUCCACAUCAUCAUAUACCACCACCAGUGCCACAAUAUUAUCCACCUUCAGUGCCACAGUACUGUCCACCACCAUCAGUGUCUCCAUAUUGCCCACCACCACCACCACCAUCAUUUGAUCAUCAUCAUCAUGGUCAUCAUGGUCAUCAUGGUCAUCACGGUCAUCACGGUCAUCAUUGA